AUGCCUCACAGAGAGCCUAAUAUCGGUACAUCCGAAUCACAAACACAAGAUUCUGCAGAACGUUCAGCUCGCAUUCAGAUCAAGAACCGCAGAAAAUUAUAUCUCGAUCGCCAUCCAUCAUAUUUCACAGCUCCGGACCUAGAGCUUGCAGAUCCAUUAUUAUAUGACCGAUGCAUUAGGAGGUAUCAGUCUGCUGCGGAAAGAGAAGCAGAUGGAAGAGGCAAAGGUUAUUCUGGCGUUUUGGAAGCAGAUCUUUAUCGGUCAGAAGCUAAACUUGCUGCGUUGAAAGGCAAUCUUGAAUUUUCGUCGAAAGAUGAAGAUAAUGGUACCGGGCACAUUGAGAAAGAUCACGGAGUUCCAUAUUUGAGCUAUGUAAGAGGUCAAAGUGGUGAAGUUUUACCUGAAGACCCGGAUGAGGUUCCAAAGGAUAAGGAGGAGGGCUUAGAGAGGUGGAAAUUUGAGAUGACACUUAAAUUUCUCAGAGGGGAGGAUCAAGAUUUCGAUUACACAGAUGUGGACGCUGGUGGUGAAUGGGAUGAGAUAGAGAACAGGGACGUUGAAGAUCAAUGGUUUGAGGAUGAAGAACCGGAAUGGGUAGGGGAAGAAGAUAUUGAGAAAACAGUCGGGGGAGAGACAGGGAUACAAGAUUUCUAG
This is a messenger RNA of Sclerotinia borealis F-4128, 654 nucleotides long. The record is from the annotation of a GenBank genome assembly. NCBI's taxonomy places the organism in Eukaryota, Fungi, Ascomycota, Leotiomycetes, Helotiales, Sclerotiniaceae.